Micromonas pusilla CCMP1545 is the source of this 429-nucleotide messenger RNA. RefSeq lists its product as uncharacterized. The transcript has a single exon. Lineage: Eukaryota; Viridiplantae; Chlorophyta; Mamiellophyceae; Mamiellales; Mamiellaceae. The record is from RefSeq and is a predicted model, not a curated record. Bases 1 to 429 code for a protein of 142 amino acids.
AUGGCACGCGUCGCGCUCGCGUCGUCGCCAUGGCGGCCGCACGCGACGCCGGCGCUGAUGGGCGGCAUGGGGAGCAGACUCGCGAGGGUUCGACGCGCGUCGGCGCCGUGCCCGCCACCGCACGUCCGCGGGAGGCACGCUACCCCGGACAACAACUUUCUCACGUGGUGCGAGGAGAACUUUGAGCGAGGACUCCUGAAGGAGUACGUCGACCCGGACAGGGGACCGACGGAGGUGACGCGGGGGUCGCACUACAGAGCGCUGUGGAAGUGCGCGGCGUGCGGCUACGAGUGGCGGGCGAUGGUGAACAACCGCACAAUCCACGCCCAGGGGAUGCCCGGCGUGCUCGGGCCGAGUCGCCAGCUCGACGAACAACUUCGUCGCGUGGUGCGAGAAGAACGGCGAGCUAGGGAAGAAACUCCUCGAUGA